AUGUAUUAUAACAGCGACGAAUACCGGAAUAUACCGCAAGAGCUGCUACGCAUAUAUAAGGUCUAUAGAGAUUUACAACCAGCUGGCAAGGAAAGCGCUGGCAGCGCAAUAUUUUGUAUACUCCAUAAGGAAAUGUUGAUGAUGAUUGGCGCUUUGAGUACAGUUAUAUCAUGCUGCUUCUUGGUGGAUCUGCUGCGCACGGGACCGCUCUUAAUCCGUUAUAUACUCAAUUCAAGUGUGUUCAGUGUAGCGAAUGUACUAAUCGCAUUCAAUAUAACACAAUUCUGGUUGGCACUACGUAUUGUAUACCAACUCUAUAGGGGUUUCAAUGAGAUCAUGAAGCAACGCUUAAAAGGUUUCAGUUCCAUAAAUUCAGGAACAGGUGAGCUGGGCAGCAAAAAGUUGUAUGCUUAUACGACUGAUAUCUCAUGGUAUCAACGUGAAUAUCAAAGUUCCUGCAGAGAUGCUCUAUGCGGUUAUGAAAUUUUAGACUCAAUACGUAGCAUAUACUUUGAUUUGGACCAUGUAAUGACACGAUUGAAUAAAGUGUUUGGUGUGACGAUGUUAUUGAAUUUCGUCUGCUCGUUGUUGAGUCUUUCCAUUCAAUACUUUGCUGUGUUUAAAUUCUUUGAUGCGGAAAAUUUUUUGGGUGAUGUCUUAAUAGAAAUAUAUAAUCGCGUGCUUUGGGUUUUCAUACAUAUGGUGCGCAUACUGCUGAUUUUAAUCACCAACAAUGCAAUUAUUGAGGAGCUGCAUAUUACUUCGCGAGAAAUGGAACGUGCAAUAAAUCGCUUUUUACUGAAGUUGAUGGUUAAUCAAUCACCGGUACAGCUCUGCGGAAUUGUGGAACUUGAUUUGUUGGUGGUAUGUGGUAUUGUUGGCGCUGUGACGAACUACUUUAUAUUUCUCGUACAAAUCGAUUUGGGUGCAAUAACAAAGUCGGAACAAGAUACAAAUAGUACAGAUAAAUCAAUAAACAAUGUUACUCUAUAA
Molecule: messenger RNA, 993 nt
Organism: Zeugodacus cucurbitae (melon fly)
Lineage: Eukaryota; Metazoa; Arthropoda; Insecta; Diptera; Tephritidae
Gene: Gr59e
Product: putative gustatory receptor 59f
Exons: 3
Coding region: 1-993 (330 amino acids)
Biological process (GO): sensory perception of taste
Cellular component (GO): membrane; axon; dendrite
Source: RefSeq, a predicted model, not a curated record